Molecule: messenger RNA, 5961 nt
Organism: Pocillopora verrucosa
Lineage: Eukaryota; Metazoa; Cnidaria; Anthozoa; Scleractinia; Pocilloporidae
Product: myoferlin
Biological process (GO): plasma membrane organization
Cellular component (GO): membrane
Source: RefSeq, a predicted model, not a curated record
GGCGGGUGGGAUGAAUGCCUACCACCCCCUCCACUCUCCCCCACCAAAACAGAAACCUAAUGGACAAUGGAAAAUGGUACAGACCCAAAACAUGAAAAGCGCAAAAGGAGUUCGAGGAACUUCUAGAGGAGGCUCACCAGCAGGUUACCUAAAAGCGACAGUAACCGUGCUGGGACCUGGAGACAAACCACCGCCUCUGUCUAAGCUCGCCGGAGAGGACGGUUCUGACGACAUUGAGGCUAAUCUUCUUAGGCCUGCUGGAGUCGGUCUUCAAGACGCAGUUUUUACUUUCAAAGUUUAUCGAGCGGAGGAUCUUCCUCAGAUGGAUACAGCUGUGAUGCAAGGUGUCAAGAAAUUUUUCAACAUGCAGCAGGAGGAUGAAAAGCUUGUGGAUCCCUACGUUCUAUUUCAGUUUUGUGGAAAAGAGAAUCGCACCUCUGUCAAAUACAAGACAGACUGUCCAGAAUUUAAGGAGAUCAUCAAAGUUCCUUUCAUGUUUCCAUCAAUGUGUCAGAGAGUGAAAAUCCAAUUGUUCGACUGGGAUCGUCUAACUGAUGAUGAUUGUAUUGCAACUACUUUUCUUUCUCUUGCCUCGAUGUCUGGACAAGGAGAAGAAGGAUUUCUUCCAACGUUUGGUCCUUGUUGGUUGAAUUUUUAUGGUUCCCCGAGGGAGUUUUCUGAGCUUCCAGAUGAGCAUGAAGAUCUAAAUGAUGGAAAGGGGGAGGGAGUGGCGUAUAGGGGGCGAUUACUGGUGGAGUUGGAGACCAAGUUGGGUGAAGAGAUUGACAAGGAGCUGGAAGUCAUGAAAGGACCAGAACUUAUUCGAGUACAGCCAUACCUGAGCCGCAGCAAAUACAAGUUGUUUGCUUGCUUUUAUGAAGCCUCUAUGGUGUUUGAUGUAGACGGGCCUAUUGAAUUUGAAAUUAGCAUCGGUAACUAUGGCAACAUGAUGGAUGAGUCGGUGGCACCUUCCAACACGCCCCCUUGUAACGCAGUGUAUGAUGGAAGUAACUAUUACUAUCUUCCCUGGAGCAGCGAAAAGCCUUGUGUGUGCGUGGAAAGUUAUUGGGAGAACAUAUCCUUCAGACUGGAGCCCUUAAAUGCCCUACUGAGGAUUAUUGAUCGCGUGAAAAAUAAAAUAACGGAAGUGAUGUAUAUGAUCGCCACCAAUGCACCGGAAGUAGACAGGGCUUCUUGUUUGUUCUCUUUACUGGACCAGCUUAUCGCAGACUGCAGCAAUAGCCUCCCUAGCUUGAAAGGGAAGACAAACAAACUUGAUAUGAAGCGGGACCGUGAGAGAAGAUGCGAGUUGCGCUCUAUCGCACAGGACGCCACGGAGCUUAAAGAAAAAGCAACAAACGUUGAAGACGCGCUCUCAGAUGUAAACGGAUUUCUUCAGCGGUUACAAGACCUUGCAGAAGAGCCUCAAAACAGCCUACCCGAUGUUAUCCUCUGGAUGAUCAGUGGCUCAACGAGAAUUGCCUACCACAGGAUACCAGCCUACCAUGUCUUGUUUUCACCCAAGGAGGAAGCCUGUGGUAAAUUUUGCGGCAAAACAAUGGAGAUUGAGAUGAAGUACCCCGGUAAGAAGGCCCUAAACAUUGCAGAUCACCCAGAACUACCCGCAAUCGUCCGAGUCGAGCUGUGGUUCGGACUUGAGCAGUAUCAGAGUAACUGGACUGCACGCGAGCAAAGAGAAGGCGAUUUUGGCGUCUUAGCAGAAACGUAUGAAAACGAAGUCAAAAUUGGUUUUUGGACGAAGAAAGCCCUCACAAGACCAGGAUUUUCGAAUGCCAGUGGAGAGCUACCACUACCCAAAAAAAAGUUUCAGGCCCCUGAAGGUUGGGAAUUUGAAGGAGACUGGUACAUAGCUCCGGAAAUGAGUUUGAUGUUUGACCGCGACUCAGGCCACAAAACGUUCUUAGAGGAUGUAUUUGAAAACGAGGCGAGGAUGAUUCCUGGGGGGAACUGGAGCCCAGCCUCUGCACCUUGGACGAAUGUGCAUGGUGACAAAAUUGACGAGAAAGAGAAGAUAAAAUGUCCAGAAGGCUGGGAGUGGACCGGAAACUGGCAGGUCGAUGACAAUAGAGCUGUAGACGACGAAGGAUGGGAGUAUUCUGUCGAUGUAUCAUACGGAGUGUAUGGUGCCAUUCAAAAGGCUUACCAUUUGGUGAGGAGAAGACGAUGGGUCAGGGAGAGAUUAUUGAAAGAUCCAAAGGCUGCUAUCAAACAAAAAGAGCUUGAAGAAUUCGCGAAGGAAGGAUGGGAGUAUGCCCCAAUUUUUACGGCCAAAUUCCACCACAAAGAAAGGAAGAUUGAUUUCGUCAGGCGUCGGCGAUGGCACCGAAAGAUGGUUGCAAAGGGAGGAAAGGAAGCCAAAGUGUCCAUGCCUCCUGUGUGUCUUCUCGAGCUUGAAGACGAGGAGGAGAGUAAAAGUUGUUUAAGGAAUAUUCCAAGAAUGUUUGUUACUUUCGAAAAACCUCACAAGUAUCAGAUGUGGGCCUAUAUCUAUCAAGCACGUGACCUUCUCGCCAUGGACGAGAGUGGGAUGAAUGAUGCCUACGUUCGCGUGGCAUUUUGCAAGCAAAGUGCUGUAACAGAAGUGCUGACGCAGACUUUAUGUCCCACCUGGGACCAAACGCUCAUAUUUGAUGAUGUUGAAAUCUAUGAGAGCGUGGAGAAUGUCGCCAAGAGCCCACCGAGUGUGGUGGUAGAGGUUUUUGACAAGGACGCAGUGGGCAAAGAUGGCUUUCUCGGCCGCUGUGUGAUGUCACCUACGGUACGUCUACAUGGACACGAAACUCCUGAGCCGCGGCUGCAGUGGUUUAAGAUCAAAAGAGGAGACGAAGAAGGAGGAGAUCUUUUGGCUGCUUGCGAACUUUUCCUUGAUGAAGGUGCAGAGUUACCAUUCACCCCACCCAUGAGAGGAGACUUAUAUGCUGUGCGAAGUGGUGUCCGUCCAAAGUUACAACGGUCAGCGAUUGAGGUCUUGUGUUGGGGAGUGAGAAACAUGAAAAAGUUUGAACUAACGAGCGUGACGUCACCAAGUAUUGAGUUCGAGUGUGCCGGAGGACUGGCGCAGUCUGAAGUCAUCAAGGAUACGAAGAAGAACCCGAACUUUGAGAAUCCCGUUUUGACAAGAAUGAUUGUGAAUCUUCCCGUGGAAGAAAUCUAUACGCCAGCACUUAACAUCCGGGUCCGUGACAACCGCUCUUUUGGUCGUCGACCAAUCGUCGGUGUUCAUUCAGUGAGAUCCAUCCAGAAAUACCGCUGUACAACGCCGCAAAUCAUUGAGCAAACUGACUCUGGCCCUCAAGGGUCACAAAAGAAAGGAAUCACUGAUAACGUUUCAACCAAAAGCAAAGAAGGUUCACAUGUUGUCGAUAUCAAGGAAUCGAAAAAGGUCAAGAAAAAGAUAGAGAAGAAAGAAGAAAUCCUAGAGGAGUCCCUAGAUUGGUGGUCGAAGUUUUUCGCCUCUAUAGGCGAUGAAGAGAAAUGUGGAGAAUUUCUCAACCUAGGAUACAAAAAGAUGACGGUAUAUCAAACUGAGCUGGAAAAGGUGCAAGAGUUUAAUGGCUUUGAGGACUUUAUAAGUACGUUUCCUAUUUACCGCGGAAGAGCGAAAUCGCGGGAAGAAGAGGCAGAUACCAUUGUCGGGGAAUUUAAGGGAACAUUCAGAGUGUAUCCGAUGCCAGAAGAUGAACAGAUUCGUCCCUUACCAGAUACUGUUUUUACGUAUCUCCCACAGAGCAAACCUGUAGAGUGCAUUGUCCGCCUGUAUGUUAUCAAGGCUUUGGAACUUCAACCGAGAGAUGACUCUGGAACAGCCGACCCAUAUUUGGUAGUCACCUUAGGGGACCAAACGUUUGAUGACAAAGAUGUUUAUAAACCUUACACAGUGAAUCCUGUCUUUGGAAGACUUUUUGAAUUUACAGCUACCGUACCUCUUGUCAAAGAUCUCAAAAUCGCCGUUAUGGAUUAUGACCUCAUCGGACGAGAUGACGUCAUCGGUGAAACACAGAUCGAUUUAGAGCAGAGACUUUUGUCUCGAUAUCGUGCUUCUUGUGGAUGCUCUAAGAGUUACUGCAAAUCUGGUCCUAACAAAUGGCGAGAUGGGCGAAAACCGAGAACAAUCCUGCGAGACUGGUGCGUCAUGCAUAACAAGAGUCUUCCAGUGUAUACGGAUGAACCUUGCUCUGUGACAGUGGACGAACAAACUUAUACUCUGGCUGAGUUUGAGGAAGGAACAAUAAUCCAUUCGUACCUUGGGAAACAACAAAGUCGCUUGGCUCUGCAUGUCCUCAAUAAAAUGAACAUCGUGCCCGAGCACGUGGAAACAAGGGGUCUGUAUAACAAAACACAGCAACCGACCAUGGAACAGGGAAAACUUCAGUUAUGGGUUGAUAUUUUUCCAGCCGCAGAGGGCAAAGCACCUGCUGCGGUUGACAUCACCCCAAGAGAACCUCAAGAAUACGUUCUUCGUGUCAUCAUAUGGAACACCAAAGACGUUAUUUUGGAGGAGACCUCAAUCACUGGCGAGAAAAUGAGUGACAUCUUCGUGAAGGGCUGGAUUGAUGGAAUUGAUGAUUCACAGGAAACUGACGUCCACUACAGAUCCAUGGACGGGGAAGGAAACUUCAACUGGAGAUUUGUUUUUCCUUUCUCUUACAUUCCAGCAGAAAAGAAACUAGUGAUUAAGGAAAAGGAGCAUUUCUGGAGUCUGGACGAGUCGGUAGAGAAACUUGUACCUCGCUUGAUGCUCCAAAUAUGGGACAAUGACUUAGGAUUUGCAAAUGACGAUUUUUUGGGUUCUCUACAGCUCGACCUGACAUCUCUUCUCAAACCGGCGACUACUGCUCGCUCUUGUAAGCUACCCGGAGACUCGGAACCAUCACCCAAACUGGACUUGUUUAAGCAAAAACGUUGCUAUGGCUGGUGGGCUACAAGCUCUAUGAAGACGGGAUCAAUGAAAAGCACGGGCAAACUUGAGAUGACUUUGGAAAUAAUGAAAAGAGCAGAGGCAGAGGCUAAACCGGCAGGACUGGGGCGAGACGAACCAAACAAGAAUCCGCCAUUAGAGGAACCGAACCGCCCUCCGACCUCGUUUCCAUGGUUUACGUCACCACUCAAAGCUCUCCGCCAUAUAAUCUGGGGCAGAUACAAGUGGCACAUUCUCGGCUUUCUGUUAUUCCUUCUUUUCGUCUCUCUCAUAGCGUUCUUCAUUUACGCAGCUCCGGGAUACACCAUGAAGAAAAUGCUAAAUGCGUAAAAAGGCUGAAAGUUCAGUUGGUCAAUUCUUGGAAAUAAAAGUUGAAAGAUCAAGCUCGGCCCUGCGUUUACACGGCUUCAUAUUGGAAACAAUCAGGGACUGAUUGCGCAGAGUAAAGGAAAGCUUUGUUACUAGUCAGCAAAUAAAGUUGUGCAUCCACAAGAUUUCAAGGCUGCAUUUAGGCUAAAUAAUACAGAUUAGGUUUUGAAAUUUUCAAUUUUUAGCACUUAGCCAAAAGAGGUGAUUGUAUCCGUUUUAAGGAAUGUAGUUCAAAAUUUGGUGAUUUAGUCAAAUAGUUUAUCGAGGUUACUCUUUUAAUACCGACAAUGUAGAUAGCUAAAGUGUUUUUCGAUUUAUUAGUUCAAUCAAACUAAAGUGAACAUAUUUCAAAUAAUCUCGAAUAAAAUAGUGAAGGGGGCAGGAAUCAGUUUUCAGCUCAGUUUUCUAUCACCAUCUUUUUUUGUCGUGUCCUUCGUAUUGCGCUUAUUAAACAAUUCUCACAGGUAAGUACCUUACCAUUCCUGUUCAUACAACAGCGUGACCCUUACCACAAAGUAGAAGAAGCUUCUAUUUUGCUUCACUCGGCAAAAAUGAGAGGUUCAUUUUCCAUAAAGCUUUACGAGUUAAAAUCAUAAAUAAAUGGGGAGUUUGGGGGAGAUUUCUAGGAUAGUUCUUCAGCUGCAAAGAGAAUA